AACUCAGCAGGCAGACCUUGUGUUUCUGCUGGAUGGAUCAGCAAGCAUAAGCAAACAUAAUUUCACGGCGAUGAAGACGUUCAUGAAGAACAUUGUGAACAGCUUUGUCAUAGCUGAAAACAAAGUCCGCAUUGGGGUGGUCCAGUACAGCAGAAGUCCUCAGAAAGAAUUUUAUCUCAACGAAUUCUACAGUGACACUGAGAUCAAGAAGAAAAUUGAUAGCAUUGUCCAAUUGAAAUUGACCACCUUCACCGGCAAGGCGCUCAGUUUCGUCAAGAAAGUCUUUGAGCCUGCCAACGGAGGCCGUAAGAACCAGGGGGUGCUCCAAGCCCUCAUCGUCAUGACUGAUGGGGAAUCCAAUGACAGUGUGAGUGAGGCAGCCGUCACUCUGAGGAAGGAUGGGAUUAAUAUUUUCUCAGUAGGAAUAGGAAGUGAAAUUUCAGACUCCUUUGAGCUGAAUCAGAUUGCUGGUAGUUCAAAGAGAGUAUUCAGGGUGAAUAACUUCAAUGAACUGGAAACAAUUGAGAAGACAAUCUUUAAGGAAGUCUGUGAGAGUGCUGAUCAGCCACGAGACUGCAACAUCGAUAUUUCUAUAGCAGUUGAUAGUUCCACGCGUGCAUCAACAAUGCGUCUGAAGCAGACAAUGCAAGCACAACUGUCCAGGCUAGUGCCUGUGAUGGCUUCCAUAGGCAAUAUCAGUUGCCCUGUUGAGCCUCCCAUGAAUAUCAGGUUUAGGUACCAAGUGUUUGCUGGAAAUGGUCAGCCCUCGUUUGACUCUGGCUUUGAAGCAUACAAUGAAGAGAUCAUUCAGAAAUUCCUGGAAGUGCAGACCACAAUGAACACUUACUUGAAUAGAAGCUUCCUAGAGGGCUUUUGGGACAGAUCACUCAGUCUGGCCUCUACUAAAGUGAAGGUACUCCUAGUGUUUACGGAUGGAGCAGAUGAUAGUAAGCAAAACCUCAAAGCAACAGCAGACUCUCUUCGCGCAAAAGGGCUUGAUGCGCUUUUAAUGAUUGGCCUGGAAAAUGUUGAGAAAUACAGUGAACUUCAGGAAACAGAGUUCGGUAGAGGAUUUGGGUAUCUGGAACCAUUGCACAUUGGAAAUCCAUUACUUCCAGGCAUCUUAUGGAGACAACUUGACACUAUUGCAGAACGUAAAUGCUGCAAGGUUUGCUGCAAGUGCUUUGGAGACGAUGGGCUGGGGGGUAGUCCUGGACUUCUUGGAAUAACGGGAAGGAUUGGUUUUAGAGGAUCACCUGGCCACCCUGGUGAGGAAGGAGGAACCGGAGAACGUGGUCCAGCAGGUUUCAACGGGAAACGAGGAGAAGCAGGUUGCUCUGGGCAGCAGGGCCAGAAGGGAACAAGAGGAUAUCGAGGAAAUAAAGGUGAAAAUGGUGAUAAUGGACUUGAUGGGAUAGAUGGAGAAGAGGGAGAACGAGGUGCUCCUGGAUCGCAUGGACAGAAAGGCAGCAGUGGACGAAGGGGUAGAAAAGGCCCCAGAGGAGUGCCAGGUGAACGUGGACAGAGUGGUUUAAGAGGAGACAAUGGAUAUUCUGGAAUUGACAAUGAUGAUAGUGGUCCUCUGGGUAGAAUUGGAAAACCAGGGCGGCAGGGAGAUCCAGGAGCUGAUGGCAGAUCAGGAGGACCAGGAGAACAGGGUGCAAAUGGUCCCAGUGGCCUCAGAGGUCCUCCUGGCGUAAAGGGUUUACCAGGAGAAGAUGGGGAACCAGGUCAUAUUGGUGAACCUGGACUGCAAGGCCAACAGGGUGCCCCAGGCAACCAAGGCGUACCAGGACUUCCAGGAGUACCAGGUUUACCAGGCCUCCAAGGUAGUCCAGGAGUCGUGGGAGCACGUGGGUCUCAAGGGAACCCGGGACACAGGGGACCAAAGGGUGAACAUGGUGAUCUUGGAGAAAAUGGCCAAUCAGGACCGCCUGGAGUAAGGGGCUUCCCUGGACUGGAUGGUAAAGAUGACUAUGGAGCACAAGGAAAGAAAGGUGCUAAGGGACAACCUGGAUUUCCUGGAUACCCUGGAUCCCAGGGAGAAGAUGGUGAUGAAGGCAUUCAAGGAGAUAAAGGCAUCAAAGGAAUUAGAGGAUGGACCCAAAGUGGCAUGCCAGGAACACUGGGUGAUCCAGGAGACAGAGGACCACCUGGAGGAAUGGUAAAAGAAGCAUAA
Molecule: messenger RNA, 2179 nt
Organism: Heteronotia binoei (common prickly gecko)
Lineage: Eukaryota; Metazoa; Chordata; Lepidosauria; Squamata; Gekkonidae
Product: collagen alpha-4(VI) chain-like
Exons: 22
Coding region: 71-2179 (702 amino acids)
Source: RefSeq, a predicted model, not a curated record